Messenger RNA from Daphnia magna, 1135 nucleotides. RefSeq names its product muscarinic acetylcholine receptor DM1-like. Gene Ontology annotation, cellular component: dendrite; synapse; plasma membrane. Gene Ontology annotation, biological process: chemical synaptic transmission; G protein-coupled receptor signaling pathway, coupled to cyclic nucleotide second messenger; adenylate cyclase-inhibiting G protein-coupled acetylcholine receptor signaling pathway. Gene Ontology annotation, molecular function: G protein-coupled serotonin receptor activity; G protein-coupled acetylcholine receptor activity. Lineage: Eukaryota; Metazoa; Arthropoda; Branchiopoda; Diplostraca; Daphniidae. The record is from RefSeq and is a predicted model, not a curated record.
AUGUUGGCCAGUAGCACUGCCCUCGGCUUCGAUGAUUUCACGGACGAAGGAUCUUCGUCCGUCCUGUUCAGCCAGCAGCCAUGGACGUCUAGUAGUGCAAACAACACGACGGCCGCAAUGGCAGAGGACGACUUCGUUCUCCCUUAUUCCUAUCCGGAGAUGGUGCUGAUCGCCAUCGUUGCCGGCUUCCUCAGUUUCCUCACCGUGGCCGGCAAUUGCAUGGUGAUGAUCUCGUUCAAGAUCGACAAACAACUGCAGACCAUCUCCAAUUACUUUCUGUUCAGUUUGGCUGUGGCCGACUUCGCCAUCGGACUCAUUUCUAUGCCUUUGUUCACCGUCUAUAUAUUGGCCGGCCGGUGGCAGCUGGGACCUUAUGUUUGCGAUACUUGGCUAUCGUUGGAUUACCUCGCUUCCAACGCAUCGGUCCUCAAUCUACUCAUCAUCAGCUUCGACAGAUAUUUUUCGGUGACUCGGCCGCUGACGUACCGAGCUCGGAGAACACCUCGUCGAGCAGGUGUCAUGAUAGCGGCCGCCUGGGUGAUUUCGCUGGUCCUCUGGCCACCUUGGAUCUACGCAUGGCCGUACAUCGAAGGCGACCGCAAAGUUCCAGAAGAUAAAUGCUUCAUUCAAUUCAUCGAAACAAAUAAUUACAUCACCUUCGGCACAGCCAUCGCCGCUUUCUACGCUCCGGUGACGGUCAUGUGCGUCCUGUACUGGCGCGUUUGGCGAGAAACGGAGAAACGUCAAAAGGAUUUGUCCAACCUUCAAGCGGGCAAGAAAAACGACAGCCACCGAUCGAAUUCCAGUGCCAGAGUUCGCGUGUCAUCUGGACCGGACAAGGUUAUACACAACGAACAAACUGGCUGUCCAAUAAACGACUUCUAAAUGUGUAGCCAGCAGCAGCUAGUCAGCCAAGUCUGCUUUAUUGACUUGAAGCUGCGCGUACUGUUUACUUUCGACGGAUGGCUUUGUCAUUUCUCUUGUCUUUGCCCCGAAUGCAAAUUGAUGAGACGCAUGGCCACCAUUCCUCUCUGCCUUCUUUUUAUUAGCCAAUAACGAGGGAGAAAAGGAAUUUGCAUACGUCAGUGUAGCAACGGGGAGCACACAUAAAAUUCAAUAUCCGUUCUGCAUUGUA